Messenger RNA from Clarias gariepinus (North African catfish), 1115 nucleotides. RefSeq names its product C-C chemokine receptor type 5-like. Gene Ontology annotation, cellular component: membrane. Gene Ontology annotation, molecular function: chemokine receptor activity. Lineage: Eukaryota; Metazoa; Chordata; Actinopteri; Siluriformes; Clariidae. Gene Ontology annotation, biological process: chemotaxis; G protein-coupled receptor signaling pathway; immune response. The record is from RefSeq and is a predicted model, not a curated record. The coding region runs from base 46 to 1053 and encodes 335 amino acids. The transcript is spliced from 2 exons.
CACAGUCUUCUUUCACAAUCACUCUUGGAUUUAGGAAAAAUCGCAAUGAAUACCUCCAACAAAUUAAACGAAACUGUCAUGAACUAUUCCAACUAUGAAAACAUAGAUGGCACCAAAUACCAGCCUAACAAUGACAAACUAAAUGACUUCAGACGAGUCUUCCUCCCCACACUCUACAGCAUAAUCUUCAUUGUGGGCUUUAUUGGUAAUGCCCUUGUGGUGUGUGUCCUGGUCAAAUACCGCAAAACAUCCAACAUGUCAGAUCUGUGCCUCUUCAACCUGGCCCUUUCAGACCUCCUCUUCCUGAUCUCAUUGCCUUUCUGGGCUCACUAUGCUGCAGUCAUGGAGUGGAUCUUUGGGAGCUUCAUGUACCACGCAGUGACAGCGCUCUACCUGCUGGGAUUCUAUGGAAGCCUCUUUUUUAUGAUCCUCAUGACUGUGGAACGUUACAUUGUCAUUGUUCACAUGUUUUCCAAGCACUUAUCUGUCAGAGCUAGUGUAGCCCUGGCGCUGUUUGUGUGGUCACUCAGCUUGGGAGUUUCUUUACCAACCAUUAUUUUCUCCCAAGUAAAUAACGACUUAAGUAAAUGGGAAAUAUCAGCAUGGAAACUAGUCUCUUACAUUGAGCUAAACAUCCUUGGCUUGAUCAUACCUCUCUCAGUGAUGGUGUUCUGCUAUUCUCGUAUCAUCCUUAUUUUAAUGACCAUGAAGUCUCAAAAGAAACACAAAGCUGUCAGGAUUAUGGUUGUCUUGGUGUGUGUUUUCUUCCUCUUCUGGACUCCCUACAACAUUGUCAUUUUCCUGAAGUUCCUGCAACACUUCGGCUUCAUGAACACCUGUCAAGAGCACCUGGACAUGGCUAUGCAGUGGGUGGAAACCCUAGCAUUUACUCACUGCUGCCUGAACCCCAUAAUCUAUGCCUUUGUGGGGAAUAAAUUCAGGAAUUUGUUUCUAAAGCUUCUACAGGAAUGGUUUCCUCUUUGCUUUGACCGGUGCAUAAAAAAUGAAAAUGAGUGUGCAGAAAGGGGGAACUAUGUACCCACACACUCCUAAAAUUUCCAGCACAAAUACAAAAUAAAAAGUAAUAUUAUAUAUACAGUAUAUUAAAUAUACAA